Molecule: messenger RNA, 818 nt
Organism: Empidonax traillii (willow flycatcher)
Lineage: Eukaryota; Metazoa; Chordata; Aves; Passeriformes; Tyrannidae
Gene: PPP1R10
Product: protein phosphatase 1 regulatory subunit 10
Exons: 7
Source: RefSeq, a predicted model, not a curated record
AAGAGGGAAAAGCCCAAAUCCCUGCGGACCACGGCCCCCAGCCACGCCAAGUUCCGCUCCACGGGGCUGGAACUGGAGACGCCGUCGCUGGCACCGGUGAAGAAACUCAACUCGGGGGUGUCCGACAAGUACAACCUGAAACCCGUCCCCGUCAAGAGGCAGAAUGCCCCCUCAGGCCCCGGGGAGGCCCCUCUGGCAGAGAAGAAAUACAAACCCCUGAACACGGCGCCCAACGCGGCCAAGGAGAUCAAAGUGAAGAUCAUCCCCCCCCAGCCCAUGGAAGGUCUCGGGUUCCUGGACGCCCUGAACUCGGCGCCCGUCCCGGGGAUCAAGAUCAAGAAGAAGAAGAAGGUUCUGUCCCCAACAGCAGCCAAGCCCAGCCCCUUCGAGGGGAAACCACCCCCCGAGCCCAGCACAGCCAAACCCUCGUCCCCGGAGCCGGCGGCGGCCGAGCCCAUGGACACGGAGCGGCCCGGAACGCCCGUGCCGGCCGUCGAGGUGCCCGAGCCGAUGGACACAGGCUCGUCAGAGACAGGAAGUGACCUCAAGGGCCCCGAUGCCCCCUCAGAGGGGGGUCCAGCCCCGCGCCGGCCCCGCAAGAAGAAGACGGUGUCAUGGCCGGACGAGGCCCGGCUGAGGGAGUACUUCUACUUCGAGCUGGACGAGACCGAGCGCGUGAACGUGAACAAGAUCAAGGACUUCGGGGAGGCGGCCAAGCGGGAGAUGCUGAAGGACCGGCACGCCUUCGAGACGGCGCGGCGCCUCAGCCACGACUCCAUGGAGGAGAAGGUGCCCUGGGCCUACCCCAAGGCCCUGGA